Rhizoctonia solani is the source of this 1713-nucleotide messenger RNA. Its product is annotated as atypical/PIKK/PI3K kinase. Lineage: Eukaryota; Fungi; Basidiomycota; Agaricomycetes; Cantharellales; Ceratobasidiaceae. The record is from RefSeq and is a predicted model, not a curated record. Bases 1 to 1713 code for a protein of 570 amino acids. The transcript has 4 exons.
AUGUCUCAUGCCUUAUUGCUACGCCUCUUCCUCGCACCUUCAUUCUUCUCGGUACACGUCGCACUCCAAUAUCUCAAGACUUAUCCGGAUAAUAUUGGAAUCACGCAUUAUCUUACGGGCCGACUCAGAGAGUUUGAUCUUAAAGAAUUGGAGGAUGUAUGGGGAUUUAUCUGCCAUCUGCUUGUUACACGACCAUCCAAAUCCACCGCCUUGGAGGUUUUUGUCGUAGAAAAGGCAGAGCAGUCCACACAUAUUGCAACCCUCACCCUCUGGUUCAUGCAAGCAACUCUGAAUGAUCUAUCCCAGAGCCAAAGCCGCCGAGGAACAACCAAAUCGGAAUCGUUUGCUAUAUGCCAGCGUGUCAUUCAUAAAUGCCAUGACAUAGUUUAUGGAGAUCCUCCCGAACCAGCCGGUGGCCCAUAUAGCAGUCUCCCAGUGCACCCUAGGUCUCGGUUUGGUCACAAACGUGUCAAACCCCACGCAAUGCCUGCUUUAGUAGGAAUGGGAACAAUGUUGGCGGGCGCGCCGGGGAUGCCAGCCUUGACGCCCGUAUCCGGUCAAGUUGCAAUCGAACAGGGUCGGAGAGAAGAGCCACAUCAACUUAGUGGGGUGGUACGAGAUUUACAAGACGAGGGACGGGUGUCUACAUCCUCACGCACCGGCUCCGUGGUCGAUGAGGAUGAGGAUACAGGGUAUGACUCGCCUGCCCCUGGACCAUCGGGACCCACACCCACACCCAAACCUUCGAAGCUUUCAAUAUUUACCCACAGUACGAGCUCUAUACAAACUGUGGCCGCCCAGGCUGCUAGAACAACACCGUCACUUACGACUCGACCUCCUCGAAUGUCCGAUGAUCCAUUUGGUCAACUUGAUCCACCCACUCCGCCUUCUAAACAAUCCACUCUCCCGCCCGUACAUUCGACACCUUCGAUCGGGUUGCGCCCUGGUCUUAACCGCGCUACUUCCCUCAAUCACUACGCCCAUCAAGAAUCCCUCCUCAACCAAUACGAUCCGUUUACUCAGAGUCAACUUUUAAGAGGUCACUAUUGCCGAGGCGAAGUACAAUUCUUGUUGACACUGGAAAGUAUCUCUAACCGGCUGCUCGUGGUUCCCAAGUUGGCUCGGGUCAGUGCUCUGAGAGCUGAGUUGACAAAUCUCAAUAAUAAGUUACCAGCAGAGAUAUGCGUACCCAUGUGGUGCCCUUCGUCGGAUAAAUGCUCUGCAAACUCAUUUGUUACCCAGCCCCACCAUCGAAUCGUCCGAAUCCCACCAGGAGAAAGUGUUGUCUUGAACUCCGCCGAGCGAGCACCCUACGUCCUGAUUAUGGAGUUCCUCAAUAAUGACUUGGAUUUUGACCCAUCCAAACGGAUGAACAAGGAGAUUCUCAGGAAACUCGUUACCCAAAAGCCUAACUCCCGAGGUCCACUUCUCCAGACUCCCGCAACUGUAACCCCAUUCAGAAAUACCUUUGCUUCUGAACAGCCGAGGCCAUGGGCUGAAUCGCCCAUAGUGAAUUCCCAAGAUGAAGCUGAACCCGUCGCGGACCCCUCAAGUGAAAUACAAAUAACCCCAUCUACACCUCUGGACCCACCGGAAGGCGAGGAUGAAGAAAUUGAUCUAGUCGAGCAGCUUUAUGGCGCCAAGCUCCGCGAUGAACCAGUUGAUCUUAGUGAUACAAUUGUUCUACCAGCGCCUCCAAAAACAAAGUGCUAG